Teleopsis dalmanni is the source of this 719-nucleotide messenger RNA. Its product is annotated as homeobox protein slou-like. The transcript is spliced from 3 exons. Gene Ontology annotation, biological process: regulation of transcription by RNA polymerase II; cell differentiation. Lineage: Eukaryota; Metazoa; Arthropoda; Insecta; Diptera; Diopsidae. Gene Ontology annotation, cellular component: nucleus. Gene Ontology annotation, molecular function: RNA polymerase II cis-regulatory region sequence-specific DNA binding; DNA-binding transcription factor activity, RNA polymerase II-specific. The record is from RefSeq and is a predicted model, not a curated record. The coding region runs from base 1 to 510 and encodes 169 amino acids.
AUGGAUUCUCAAGAUCUUAAUGACAUGGAUCAGGAUGAUAUGUGUGAUGAUGGCAUGAGCAGUGAUAUCGAUGAUAGAGCCAGUGAAACAGACUCAAAGAAAGGUGGUAGUCGUAAUGGUGAUGGAAAAUCUCAAAGUGGUGGUGGUGGUGGUGGUUCAAAACCCAGAAGAGCACGUACAGCAUUUACCUAUGAACAAUUGGUAUCGUUGGAAAAUAAGUUUAAGACAACGCGCUAUUUAAGCGUCUGCGAACGUUUGAAUUUAGCACUAAGCUUAAGUCUAACAGAAACACAGGUAAAAAUUUGGUUCCAAAAUCGUCGCACAAAAUGGAAGAAACAAAAUCCAGGCAUGGAUGUGAAUAGUCCUACGAUACCACCACCAACCGGUGGCUCUUUUGGACCAGGUGCUUAUGCCAGCAGUUUACUUUAUUCACAUGCUGUUCCCUAUCCACCAUAUGGACCCUACUUUCAUCCGCUUGGCGCGCAUCAUCUGAGUCAUUCUCAUUCAUAAAAUUGCAAAAUGCAACAUAAAUUGUUGCAACUCAUGGAAAUGCGUAAAUAGCGUAAUUCAGCCAAGAUAACUGAAGCCAAAGACGAAAUUUUUUUCAUAAUUCUAAGAAAAUUCUAUGUGAUGAUAACGUUAGACCGGGCCAGUGCAAAGUUAGGAUAAAUAAUAAUUACUACUUACAGUGCUCGAGUAAAAAUUACUCUCUUUUAGUG